Molecule: messenger RNA, 810 nt
Organism: Ostreococcus lucimarinus CCE9901
Lineage: Eukaryota; Viridiplantae; Chlorophyta; Mamiellophyceae; Mamiellales; Bathycoccaceae
Exons: 1
Coding region: 1-810 (269 amino acids)
Biological process (GO): defense response to fungus
Source: RefSeq, a predicted model, not a curated record
AUGUCGAUCUCGAACAGCGUGCGAAAGCUGGAGACGGACGCGUACGGCGCGAUCCUGAAAGCGAUGGCGGUGACGGGGCUGACGUGGGAGCGCGAGGAGUUUUUAGGACGGCUCAGGGUGGAAUUAAACGUCUCGAGCGAGGAGCACUUGAAGAUGAGGGACCAGGUCGAAACGGACGAACGCGUCGCUAAAUUGCGACAAGGGCUGACGGAUCAUAAGGAUACGCAGGAGGCGAAGCGACAGCGAACGGAGGCGGCGGCGAUGGCGGCGGCGAUGGCGCCGGCGGCGCCGCCGAGGGCGCACGCGGCGCCGAGGCGAAAGCCGCAGCACUCGGCGACGAGAGCGCCGAAGAUCACGCCCGCGCAGUUGGAAGCGAUGGGGGUGAAUGAGCUCAUCUGUAAGAAGGUGAAGAGAUUCUGGCCGAGCGAGGGGGGGUGGUUUGAUUGCAUCAUCACGGAUUAUAACACCGAGACGAAGCAGCAUUGCUUGACGUACGAAAUCAAUACCCCGAACGAGUCGUACGAAUGGGCGGACAUCUCGACGUUUUCCCCGCAUGAGUUCAAGAUUGAAGAGGGCAGGGUGGAUAUUCGUGAAUUGCAGGCGUUCACGCAAGGACCAGGGGCGGCAGCGGCGCAAGCGCAGGCCAACACGUCGGUGGUGGGCGCUCCCGCGGACCACAUCGUUGCGGCGGCGACCAAGGCGCGUGAUCCGGCCAAAUUCGAGGCGGUGAAGACCUCUUUGACGGCCGAAGAGGAGGCGCUACGAAAGCAACUCGCAGAAUUGGAAGACAGCGAAGAUGAAGACGAUUAA